Molecule: messenger RNA, 2514 nt
Organism: Bolinopsis microptera
Lineage: Eukaryota; Metazoa; Ctenophora; Tentaculata; Lobata; Bolinopsidae
Product: serine incorporator 1-like
Exons: 4
Coding region: 79-1434 (451 amino acids)
Cellular component (GO): membrane
Source: RefSeq, a predicted model, not a curated record
UACUAAACCAAACUAUUUCUAUUUUAUCGUAGGAAUAUGUGAAAGUGCUGCAGUUUAGUGCUGUAAAAAAGACAAAGAAUGGGUUGUUUAAUUAGCUCGAUGGCAUGCUGCAUUGGUAGCGCAGCAUGCGGCUGCAUCAGUAGCUGCUGUCCCACCAUGCGAUCCAGUACCACCAGUCGUAUCAUGUACAGUGGCAUCCUACUUCUUAUGACUGCCAUCUCCCUGAUUAUCCGUAUUCCUGGAAUCUCUGAGCAGAUGAAAAAGAUACCUGGCAUAUGUAAGGAAGGAAAAUACCAGCCUAUUACUGGUGGUCUCGUGUCCUGUGAAGAUCUUGGAACUUAUCUCUUCGUUUACAAAGUUUGCUUCCCUGUGGCUCUAUUCUUCUUUUUGAUGUCGAUAAUCAUGAUAGAAGUUCGUUCCAGUAAAGAUAUAAGAGCUCCUAUCCAAAAUGGAUUCUGGUUGUGGAAGUACCUUAUUGUGAUCGCUGCCAUCAUAGGAUCUAUUGCCGGUAUGCCAGACUCUUUUGCCUACCCUUGGAUGAUCAUUGCCUACAUCUUUGCUUUCAUCUUCAUCAUCAUCCAGUUACUUCUCCUGGUGGACUUUGCUCACACGUGGAACGAGACCUGGCUGGAUAAUGCUGAGAACAAAGAUCGCUCCUGGAUGUGUGGCAUUGUCUUCUUCUUCUCCUUCAACUUCGUUGCUAUCAUCGCCGGAAAUGUGCUUCUGUACGUGUUUUACACAUCGUGUGACAGCAACGGCCUGAACAUCGCUGUAAUCACCAUCAACAUAAUCCUGUGUAUCCUCGUGAGCGUCGUUUCCAUCCUUCCUGGUGUUCAAGAACACAACCCUAAGAGUGGGCUUCUUCAGUCGUCAGUUAUCUCCCUCUACUGCACCUAUCUGAUCUGGUCUGGAUUUGCUGCAGACCCUAGUGGCUGUAACCCUCUGAACACGAACAGCACUACAGAAUCAGACACUGCGGCGGAUCACAACAGCAACAUAGCCCCAACACUGGUGGGCAUUGCCAUCACCUUCUUUGUGGUGUUGUGGAGCGUGCUCCAGACAAGUUCCAGUAACUACAGUCAGAAGCUGGGUGUGGGAGGUGAGGAGGGUGCUUUGUUGGGCUGCACCGGCACUAGCGCUGAUGGAGGCAGUGAUGAUAUCGAGGACGGAAAACCCCGAGUGUACGACAACGAAGAGGAUGGAGUCGCGUACAGCUACUCUUUCUUCCACUUCAUGUUCAUGAUAGCCGUGUUCUACCUAAUGCUGGUCCUCACUGAUUGGUGGAAUGCCACUACUGAUAGUCUCGUGAGUGGAGCCUUCAGCAAGACCUCUCUGUGGGUUAAGAUAACUUCCUCCUGGAUUUGUUAUGCGAUCUACUGCUGGACCCUUGCUGCUCCCGCUAUGUUCCCCGACAGAGACUUUGGAUACGCGUAAAAGUACAGAUUUUGUGGGUGCAGUUUGGAGACUUCGUUCCGUUCUAACUGCCAAAACGAUUGGAGGAUACGAGUAUCGGAGCGACGUACCCUACAAAACUACACUCUGCAUCCUAACAGAUGAGUUUGCAAAACUCACAUAAUGAUCAAAGACUUUGGACGAUUUUCGCGAUUUUACACUUCCUGAAAGAGUGUACUCUAUUUUCGUAUUCAGAAAUUUUAGAUCUCGAUCAAAAUAUUAAAGGACCAAUAAAGUUAAGAAGCAUCUUGCUGCCAUUUUAGUUUGUAGCAAGCAGACGUAGACACACCUAUUUUACAUAUUAUCAUGGUAAACUUACUUUACCUUAAAACCUAAAAACUGUAUUAUGUUUGCGGUGUGAUCUGAGCUGCAUGAAACAUCUUGCCUGUUUUAUCCACAAUCUGAGACUUAGUUUGAUUAUCGUUAUUCGUUUGAUUUUUGUUCUUCGAAUAUGAAAUAUCUUAAAACCUCGUUAAUCAAGGCGUGGUAGACUUGCACUAGUGUAAUGUGUUUAAUUUAUCCUCGUAUUUGCUACUCUCGUUCAUCUUAGAGAAUGUACUUUGUAUAAUCUAAUAAACUCCAGAUAGAUACGCUAUUUGAUAUUUAUGUGUAGUUUAGUAAUGUAGUUGUACAUUAGCUGUUAGAUUACAUAAGGCUCUUCUUGAAACAUGUGCUCUUUUAAAAAGAUCAUUGAUCACUGUUACAUUUUCUCAUCUUAAUGAUCUUUAUAUAAUAUAUAGUGUAUUAAAUACGUUUCUGAAAUGGAAGUCAAAACUAAGUCAUAUGGACUAGUCUGAUAGAUUUGAAAGCAUAUAAAAACAAGAUCGUAUGUAGUGGUAAAUAAAACCCUGUCAAGUUUCCAUAUUUGUUACUGUCCAUUUUUUUCAAAAUCUCUAUGUACAAUUUGUUGGUACUUGAAAGUUAAAUAUUUUGGAUAUUUUUGCUGCCAUUGGUGUUUACGUCUGCUGUCAAUAAUUGAUUGAUCGAUAGAAAAACAGUGUUAAUAAUAGAUUCUUAGAAUGGUGAUUUCUGUAUUAGACUCUAAAAUUACAAAAUAUUAAA